Hirundo rustica (Barn swallow) is the source of this 1719-nucleotide messenger RNA. It is a transcript of the gene DRC3, whose product is annotated as dynein regulatory complex subunit 3. Bases 71 to 1657 code for a protein of 528 amino acids. NCBI's taxonomy places the organism in Eukaryota, Metazoa, Chordata, Aves, Passeriformes, Hirundinidae. The transcript is spliced from 13 exons. The record is from RefSeq and is a predicted model, not a curated record. Gene Ontology annotation, molecular function: protein binding.
GGGAACCGGGAACCGGGAACCGGGAGCAGACCCAGACCCCAGGGGACCUGCGGGCUGAUUCCAUCUCACAAUGAGUCAGUUUUUCAGCAAUGUUGAGCCAAACAUUAUCGAUGAUGCAAUGGUUCAGAAAGCCACUGAAGAAAAGUGUCCAGAGGACCUUGGAGAUCUUGCCAGACAGGAAAAUACUAACGUCAAAGUUGUGACAGAGCUACAACUUAGUUUUAAAAGCAUCCUGCAGAUUGAUAAUCUGUGGCAAUUAGAGAAUCUGACUAAGCUGCAGCUGGACAACAACUUCAUUGAGAAGAUAGAAGGUCUGGAGAGUCUGGUUCACCUUGUAUGGCUUGACCUGUCCUUCAACAAUAUUGAAGUAAUUGAGGGCUUGGAUACUCUUGUCAGACUCCAGGACCUCAGUCUCUACAGUAACAGAAUAUCUAAAAUUGAGCACAUGGACACAUUGCAAGAGCUGCAGAUUUUCUCCGUAGGGAAGAAUAACCUGACCGUUCUGGAAGAUGUUGUCUAUCUCAGGAGGUUGAAAAACUUACGGACACUGAACCUCGGUGGGAACCCUUUCUGCAGCAAAGAGCACUACAGGCUGUUUGUUGUUGCUCAUCUUCCAAGCCUGCUGUAUUUGGACUUCAAGCUCGUGAGACGCUCCACGAGACAAGCUGCAGCUGUAAAGUAUCAAGAUCUUACUAAGCCAUUGGAGCAAGAGGAGGCUCAGGUCCUUGCUCUGCAGGAGAUAGAAGAGGCAGAGCAGAAAGAGCUGGAGUACCAGCAGACAGCCUUUGUUGAGUACCUGAAUGGGUCACUCCUGUUUGACAGCCUGUAUGCAGAGGACAGAGAAGCUGCCAUACUGGCCUCCCUCCCUGCAGUGGAGGACCUGCUGCAGGCAUACAAGAAGGAGUUUCUCUCAGUUACUGAGAAGCUGUACAACUAUGGACUGGAAGAGUAUGAAAAACGAGCAGCUGAAGUCUCUAAAUUCUACAAAAGAUUCUAUGAAAUUCUGACAGCCAACCAGCAAGAAAGCAAGAGAAUAAUCUCAGACUUUGAAAGUCAGAACCAAAGGAGGCUGGAUGAGCUUUAUCAGGCUGGGAGUGGCGAUAUUGCUGAGUCUGAACAAACCCAAGGCAAGGAGGACAUCCAUCAGCUGUGGGAUGCACUCAUGACCUUGGAAACGCUGGUGUCCAAUGACCUGGAGGAACUGUUACAGGAUUUUAAAAGAAGCAUUGAUGUCAUGGCAUCAACAUUCAUUGAAACCAUUCAAGGGAUAUUUAGCCAGUGCCGGGACCUGGAAAAUGAACACCAUGAAAAGCUGAUGGAGAUCGUCAUCGCCACCCUGGAGAAACUGCAGGAGGAGGAGUUUGAAGAGGAUUUGCAAGAUGAUUUGCCAGAUGAUGUUCGAAGGCUCCUCGUGGACAAAAACACCAUUGUCAACGCCAUCAACAUGUCCCACCGCAUCCGCCUGCAGAAGGUUGAUAAGCGAGAGAGCGACAUGCUCUGCAACAUCUACAAGUGGCAGAUCUCAGUGAUAGAGAAGGCUUUCCAAACCGAGAGCGACAGAAACCGCGCCUGUAUCAAAAAGAUCAUUUGCUUAAUCAACACUCUGAAGAAGGAGCUGGGUAACAGUGAUACAGUGAUCCUGGAGCCUAUGGAAUAGGGCUGGGCAGCUGCCUCAGCUGGGGCACACAGGACAGGCCCCAGCAGGAACAGCUGCCUCUC